CCCUUCUUGCAUCUCCCCUCUCUUCGUUUAAUCUUGUUACUCCCCUUCCAUCUUCCCCUCUUUUUAUGAUACUUGAUCACUCGAUUGUUUCAAACGUCUGCCAUACCCGUCUCUGUAUAAAGUUGAUCAUGGAGCCAGGAAUUGAACAUUGCACCUCCCAUCCCUGCUUUCGUCAUCCGCCAUAGCUUAUACCACACACGUUCAAAAUGUCUUCAUCUGCUGUUGUUGCUGCUCAAUCAGCCGGUCCCCACGCCACAUUCGACGAUCUCGGCCUUGGUCGGUCAACUCAGUUCAUUGUCGGCCGUGUCCUAAGCUUCGGGGAUUCCAGCAACAUCAAGAAGAAUGGAGAGUUUAUGGCUAUCACUAGAUGAAAAGAAUUCGGUCAUUCAUAGGUUUAUCCAUGCUGCUUGUGCCAAUCAGUACCGUGUUUCUCAAAGAACUGGUGCGAUUGUCAAAGUUGUUCGGUUUAAUGUUGGGCGAUGCACAAACAUGUACAAGAUUAAGGAUCAUCCUUUUGUAAUCUGUCUCAUCCCCACCACUACAACAAUCCUAACCGCUGCCCCUUUCAUUGACUUUCAGAAGUUCAUGCUCAGAAAGUUCCACCACCUCCAAGCUUUAGCAAACACUAACUUUGAACUACCCGAUGUUGUAGCCCAAAUAAGGUCCUUCCAAGUCUCAGCCCUCAACAACGUCACCGCAACAACUCGAGUUGUGGUCCGUUUUCUCAUUGACCACCUAAACUAACACAUACUUGCUCUUCUUCACGUAACCUCCUCUACCUGAACUCCACUCCGGCCACCAAGUUCUACUUUGACACCACCAUCCCCGCCAUUGAAGCAUUCACAGAGAGGUCUGUUAACUUUUGUAUUAAAAUCACCCUUCCCUCAACGUUUACCCUUAUUAUAUGAUUAAUCUUUUAAAAUUGUUUUUGUAACAUAAAUGUUCAACACAUAGCUUGGGAGGUGCAGCAGGAGAGGUUUUCACAUGUGAUGACCUCUCCUGCUUCUGCAAUCACUGAAAAUGUCUUGGUUGACCCUCUGCCCCAGAAACCCGAGGCUGAAAAGGCUCCAGAGGGAGAUGUCCAAUCAGGACAAGCAACAUCAUCUGCUUGCGACACUGGUUCCAGCAACACAAAGGAAGUUGAUGAAGCAAAUCUCCAAGCUUGGCUAAGAUAGAGAAGAGUCACAAGCGCCCCCGUGAGUGAUUGGUACAAGUCCACGAACUGUCAACCCCACUUAGCUUUCCUGCGUUUUCAAUUACUAAAUUGCUAUGUUUUUCAGUUUAUAAAUUUUCGUUUUGUUUUCGUAUUUACUUUUUAAUUAAAUUAUGGUGAACGUUGACGAGUAUUAUCAUAUUUGAUGCCCAUUUAUGUGCC
Messenger RNA from Brassica rapa (field mustard), 1375 nucleotides. RefSeq lists its product as uncharacterized. The record is from RefSeq and is a predicted model, not a curated record. Lineage: Eukaryota; Viridiplantae; Streptophyta; Magnoliopsida; Brassicales; Brassicaceae.